Molecule: messenger RNA, 461 nt
Organism: Salvelinus sp. IW2-2015
Lineage: Eukaryota; Metazoa; Chordata; Actinopteri; Salmoniformes; Salmonidae
Source: RefSeq, a predicted model, not a curated record
CAGCAUUCUUCGAGGAGUGCAAGCAGGAGUACAUCAAGGAGAAGCUGGAGUUCCAGAGGACGGGGUGGCGGCUAAGAACCGCUCACAGAAACUACCAACCAGCAUGUAGAAUGCAAAUUGACCCCUGACCCCUGAACAUGUUGCCAUGUUGCUUCCACCUAUCCGAUCCUCUCAGAUCUACAGGAGAGGUUAGGUAGCGGGGGUUAGGGUCACGAGGGUGGCAGGGGGAGUGAGUGCUACUCACAGGGCUUUACAGUGUGUGUAUUGUACAUCAGGUUGGGAUGCUCACUGCCCCUGCGGGAGGAACUAGAUCAACGAAGGGGCCGGAGACAGGAGGACAUCCUAGGCCCUAAGUGACCUGUGUAACGACUACGAGGCAGGUUGGCAAGGUGUGUCUAAAGGCCUCCGUUCACCUGUUUGUAGGGAAAAGGAAUCUCUUACAAGAUACGGUUCCUCAACAG